Messenger RNA from Closterium sp. Naga37s-1, 648 nucleotides. Lineage: Eukaryota; Viridiplantae; Streptophyta; Zygnematophyceae; Desmidiales; Closteriaceae. The record is from the annotation of a GenBank genome assembly.
AUGUACGUGUCCUCGUCAUUCGCCCGACAGUCAGUAUUAGCCGCAUAUCCGCCGCUUUCUCCGCGUGCUUCCCGCUUCCCUCUUCCCCUGCUCUGUUUCCCCUAUAUCGCCAGACUUUACCCUCGUUUCCUCCUUUUUUCCCUUUAUCCCAUACCCGGCCUUGUUCCCCUCCAGUCGCUCCUCCGCACCACUUUCCCCCUCCAUCCCAUCUCCCAUCCCCCCUCCAUUCCCUCCUCCACCCCCAUCACACGAGCUGCAGCUUUCCAGGUUUCCAUUCCCCCCCUCUAUCCGUCCAUCCGUCCGUCCGUCUGUGCUUGCUCUCCCUCCUGCAGGUACAAGCGGCCAGUGGCGUGUGCGGGGCUGGCAGCGCUGGUGCGGCUGUGGCAGGAACUGAAAAAGUGCAACGCGGCGCUGCGAGUGCACAAGGACAGCUGGCGCCUACACACCGGCCGAUUCCUGCUGCAGCUAGCCCUGUGGGUUGUCGCAUUCUGCUUCAGAGUUGUGCCGGCUCUCUCACUCGCCCUCAGCCUUUCCCUCUUUGUUAUCCUGUUGCACAGCUCACUACGCCACCCACCGCCCCUGCAGCCCCAGCGUCAACUGAGCCGCAGUGCCAGCAGCAGGCAGCGACAAGGAUCGCAGGCGAGAUGA